UUGGUUGAAGAAAAUAAGAAUAUACAGAUGUCUUUCGACAAGGAACAUGAAGAAAAUGCAUAUUUGAGGUCUGAAAUAAUAUCCCUUCAUGAAGCAUCAGAAAAAGCACAGGUUUUGAAUGACCAACUGACUAGAAAGUGUUCAGAGCUGAACAGAAUGCUUCAGACUGUUAGAAUGCAAAAUACCAGAAUCAUUGCUGACCACCAAGUCAUUCUGCAGGAAGAACAGAAAAUGAUGACACAGACAUUUCAAGAACAAAACUUACUGCUGGAUGCUGCCCAUGCCGGUAGCACAAGUGAGCUACAGACUGUUCAAAAUGAGAAAACACAACUCCAAAUGCAUCUAUAAAAGUUAAGCAGCUAAAAGAACAACUACAUUCUUUUACUGAAA
Messenger RNA from Physeter macrocephalus (sperm whale), 390 nucleotides. RefSeq names its product coiled-coil domain-containing protein 150. Bases 28 to 348 code for a protein of 106 amino acids. The record is from RefSeq and is a predicted model, not a curated record. The transcript has 5 exons. NCBI's taxonomy places the organism in Eukaryota, Metazoa, Chordata, Mammalia, Artiodactyla, Physeteridae.